This is a messenger RNA of Acipenser ruthenus (sterlet), 2300 nucleotides long. Its product is annotated as histamine H3 receptor-like. Gene Ontology annotation, biological process: adenylate cyclase-activating adrenergic receptor signaling pathway. Gene Ontology annotation, molecular function: histamine receptor activity. The transcript is spliced from 3 exons. Bases 125 to 1501 code for a protein of 458 amino acids. The record is from RefSeq and is a predicted model, not a curated record. Gene Ontology annotation, cellular component: membrane. NCBI's taxonomy places the organism in Eukaryota, Metazoa, Chordata, Actinopteri, Acipenseriformes, Acipenseridae.
UGCGUGACGCAUUGUGUAUGCGUGCGCGCGGCACACUUUGAUGUUCCUGCCUCCGUUUUCUUUCAGCCCUCACUAGUGCCUGGUCUUUUAAUAACAAGCAUGAGACUUGAUAAACACACUUGCAAUGCAAACCGCGCUCGCAUUAGGAAAAGCAUUACAAACUGAGAUCAUGACACCAGCGACGUCUAUAAAAGAAUCUGAAGUUUUGUGGAUCAACGCUUCUCUAAUUCCCUUUUGGAAUGGGUCGACAGCGGAUCUCGAGAACAGAAGAGUUCUGCACUAUGGACAGUUCUCUGCACCCGUCUCGGUUCUUCUGGCAGUACUCAUGUCACUCAUGGUUUUUGUCACAGUACUUGGGAAUGCGCUGGUAAUCCUCGCUUUCGUCGUGGACAAAAGUUUAAGGACUCAAGGCAAUUUUUUCUUUUUGAAUUUAGCUAUAGCUGAUUUUUUAGUUGGUGGUUUUUGCAUCCCAGUUUACAUUCCUUACGUAUUAACCGGGAAAUGGAAACUUGGACGAGGUCUUUGUAAGCUGUGGCUUGUUGUUGAUUACCUGCUCUGCACAGCAUCGGUCUUCAACAUCGUUUUAAUCAGUUUCGACAGGUUUAUUUCAGUCACAAGAGCGGUAAGCUACAGGAGCCAGAAGGGUGUGACCCGAGGUGCGGUACUGAAAAUGGCAAGUGUGUGGCUGGCUGCCUUUCUGCUCUAUGGCCCAGCGAUCAUCAGCUGGGAACACAUUGCAGGAAAAAGCAUCCUGCCAGAGGAAGAAUGCUAUGCAGAGUUUUAUUUCAACUGGUAUUUCCUCAUGACGGCAUCCACAGUGGAGUUCUUUACCCCCUUUAUAAGCGUGACCUACUUCAACCUCAGUAUUUACAUCAACAUCAGAAAGCGCACCCUUAUGAAGAAUGAUAACCCAGCUCCGGGGCCAGGAGAAGAGAUGGUCUUUCUGGGAAAGAGCAAAAGGCAACAAGUUUUUUUUGUCAGGCCUGCAGCUAGAAAGAACGAAAGGAAGAAAGCCAGGGCAAGUAGGUUUUCUACUGCUAAAGUCUCUAUAGGAAAUAGCAGUGUUAAGAAACUGGAUUGCCAGUCCUUGGACCUGCCACCUUUACAACUGGAAGAACUGCCCAGGCAGCCAGCUGACUGCUGCUACAAGCCUGUAGAUCAGUUCUGCGGCACUCAGCGCAGGUCUGACAUGGCCACCAGCAUGGCCACCACCAUGGCCAACCGGUUCCGGCUUUCCAGGGACAAAAAGGUGGCCAAGUCCCUGGCAGUGAUCGUCUGUGUGUUCGGACUUUGCUGGGCUCCCUACACCUUGAUGAUGAUCAUCAGAGCAGUUUGUCAUGGACAGUGCGUCCAGUAUUACCUAUACGAGAUAUCUUUCUGGCUCCUGUGGUUAAACUCUUCCAUCAAUCCUGUUUUGUACCCACUGUGUCACAUGAGUUUUAGAAAGGCUUUCAUGAAACUGCUCUGCCCCAGGAAAAUAAAGAUCCAGCCACAGUUGUGAGCUAAACCUAAUGUUGUUAUUGUGUUAUUCACUGUAGGGUCAUUGCAGGUACAGUACAUGGGAGAAGCACAUCAAUUAAUGAUGAAGCUGGUACUAAAGUAAUUUGAUUUCUGUGAAGGCUGAACUUUUGAGUGUUUUCCAUUUUGUUGACACUACUGGUAUUUUGUUGUAUAUUUAAAUGUUUUCUUAAACAACAUGUACCCUAUUCAUAUCACACUACCAAAAUAUGUGUGUGAUCAUUAUGCUUUGAAACCAUGUGAUUGCUAUUCACUUGCAACACGUGUUCAUCACAAAUUAUUUAGGUAGCAUGAAUAGGAUAUACAUUUCAUUAAAAAAAAGCUGCACUCAAUGUGAAGAAUCAUGGAUGUUCAUAUCUUAAUUAGGCUAGGAGUCAUUUAGUUUGUUAAAAUAUCACUGUGCAAUGGUUGUCAUUAUACUGUGAUUAAAAUUACACCUUCAGAUGUUUUCAAUAAAAAAAACUUUGCCUUUGCAAGUCAUGAUUUUGUAAUCUAGCUGCUUGACAUGGUAAAUAACAAAAGUAAUGGUUAAUAAAGGCUUGUAAUUAAGAACAUGCAAUGUAUUUCAGAUUUGUGUUUUCAUUUUAGUUUGUGGACCCAAACCAUUACAGAAGACCCUGCAAAACAGUUCUGUGCUGCCAUACACAUACAGCAGAUGUUUCUGCCUUGUUGCAUUUCACCACCCUGUGUUACAUGGUUCCUCGAACAGUCUAGAGAUUACCUGUAAAUAUAAGGUUCUCAAGGGUUCAAGGCUAUGUGCUAGCGUGACAACCUUACAAAUU